This is a messenger RNA of Ruditapes philippinarum (Manila clam), 923 nucleotides long. RefSeq lists its product as uncharacterized. The record is from RefSeq and is a predicted model, not a curated record. The coding region runs from base 168 to 512 and encodes 114 amino acids. The transcript is spliced from 4 exons. NCBI's taxonomy places the organism in Eukaryota, Metazoa, Mollusca, Bivalvia, Venerida, Veneridae.
UACCAAGUCUACGUUUCCUUUAGACUUUAUUGCGUAUUUUAAUUAUCAGUACUGUAUUUGCGUAUCAUAUGAGUGGCUUCUAGCAACGGUCAUUGACGCUUGCUAAGUUUUACGUAAAUUUCGUAAAGUUUUUGUGAAGAUAACUUAUUAAGAGACAUUGUGACAGAAUGAUGAAGCAAACAUUGACAUUAAUCCUGCUUAUAGCAGUCAUAAGUGAAAGCAAUGGAAUGUUAGGUGCCUUGAUGACGUUAAGUGACUUUAUGAACAUGGCAACUGGCAUAGCCGGUGCUCUUGGAACUGAGAGUUCUGGGCAGUUUGAGAGAGGAAAAGGCUGCACGAUAAACUGGUCAUACAAAGGUCAGGUGAAGGGGUUUAAGUGGAAAUACACGGGAAUCUGUUCUGAUACCUGUACUAAAGAAGUGGAGACAGUGUCUUACAAUAGUAAAGGCGGAGCAAUAGAACAUUGUUUAGAGAAUUUAUAUCACAAAAUAGCACGACAUGGAGAUCUUUAGAUAUGUGUUAUGAACAUAUUGAGUUUGUAUGAAAGACAUGACGUUCCAUAUAUUCAAAGAGUCUUAAAAUAAACUCUAAAAUACGAAUCAGAAAAUAUGACAUUGACGAUAUUUGUAUAUAUAACUGUUUAUAAUUGAAUGGCAACAGUUUUUCUUUUAUUCAGACAUAUAAUGACAAACAAACUUCUUAAGCACAAAUCCAUAUAUACUUGUUACAUGUAUGAGCUUGAUUUAAUCUACUUCUGCCGCAACAUCUUUUUUCGGCUUACUUACUUUCCAUUUCUAACAUAUUCAUACAAAUUGUUUUAAAGUUUUCUGUUUUCCUUUUGCCCAUUGUUGUCUGUUUUGACUUUUUAUUAUUUAGAUGAUAAACGUGUAGAGCAGUCUUUGAUAUAAACAACCUUAUAUUCU